CAAAUAUGACUGGAAAAAAUAUAUUGUUUCCAGUCAAAUAUGACUGGAAACAACAAAUCAGAAACCACAAAUAAUAGACUAAGUUUAUUUUAUUUCCUUAGAUCGUUUUAUUUCUUACAGUUGAUUUUGUUUCCAUAAUUCAAUUUGAACGAAAGAGAUUCAAGUGUCACUAUCUACUGUACCUUCAAUGACACAUGAACCGUCACUCAGCAGAGACUGCUCUCAACUCGUCGCUCGUCAAUACUCAGAACUGGUAGUUGUUCGAUCAUCAUAUAAUAAUUAAAAAGCUAUUUCAAUUUCGCUUAAAAUUUAUGGUCCAGUUUUGUUUAUAUAAUAGAUCAUACGAAUUGAAGGGACAUAAGUGCUGUGUUGCAUUGACGUUAGACCAUGAGUGGAACCGACGACCUGCCUCGGAUCAUCGUCGAUACCGACGCAGGGAUAGACGAUGCAGGGGCGCUAUUCAUGCUGCUGGAGGCCCACAAGAAACGUCUCGUGAACAUCGUGGCCAUUACCACGUGCCACGGUAACACCACCGUCGAUAAUGUCAAUAGGAACGUACUGAGGAUUCUCGACAAAAUUUCCAUGCUCGAUCAGAUUCCCGUAUUUAGCGGCACCAAGAGUCCCAUUACUCGACCAUACUUUAUAAAUGAGACCGAAUUUCACGGCCAAGAUGGUUUUGGAGACUCGGAUCUCCCUCAUCCCGACCCUCAGAAGCAUCUGCAGAAGAUGCCUGCCAGUCUCAAGAUUGUGGAAGAAGUCCAGAAGCGGCCUGGAUCGAUCAAUUUGCUGGCUAUCGGGCCUCUGACGAACGUGGCCGUAGCCAAGAUGCUGGAGCCUCGUCUGCUGUACAGACUUGCCAGUCUACACAUCAUGGGCGGCAACACCACAGGGGAGGGCAACGAAUCAGCGUGCGGGGAAUUCAACUUCUUAAAUGACCCUGAAGCUGCUCAGAAUGUGCUGAGCUGGGACGGUCCGAGCUCAGCUGAAUCAGAAGCUGAGUCAAAGUUGUGCCCAAUAUUCAUCACGCCCUGGGAGACUUGUCUGUGCGCAAUCAACAUCCCUUAUGAGUACAGACUCGAGUUAGGUCGUCUUGAGACGCCACAAGCUGCGCUGCUGAACGCUGGCGAGGCUCGUACUAUGGACAAGAAGCUCUUCAGGACGUGGAUCACGUGCGACCAGAUCGCUGCCGCGUGGAUGCUCGACGUGCUCGUGGGUGACGCGCUCAAGUCCACGGGAGAAACGAGGGAAGCGCUUUGUCUUGCAAAAAUGGAAACCUUCGUCUCGGUUGAAGUGCAGGGCACGCACACCAGAGGGCAGAUGAUCUUGGACCGCUGCCCCUUCAAGAGGUUCGUCUCUUACGCCGUGCCCGCCUCGCUUCUCACCGCCGUCAACAUUGCUACCUACAAGCGAUAUCUCACCAUGGCCUUUGGUGGCGAGUUUUAGUUCUUCACCAUGGCCUUUGGUGGCGAGUUUUAGUUCUUCACCAUGGCCUUCGGUGGCGAGUUUUAGUUCUUCACCUUGGCCUUCGGUGGCGAGUUUUAGUUCUUCACCUUGGCCUUCGAUGGCAAGUUUUAGUUCUUCAACAUGGCCUUCGGUGACGAGUUUUAGUUCUUCAACAUGGCCUUCGGUGGCGAGUUUUAGUUCUUCACCAUGGCCUUCGGUGGCGAAUUUUAGUUCUUCACCAUGUCCUUCGGUGGCGAAUUUUAGUUCUUCACCAUGGCCUUCGGUGGCGAGUUUUGGUUCUUCCAGAUGAUGGUUAGUCCUUUGGCCACAGCCUUUGGUAGAGAGUUUUAGUUUUUCAGCUAAUGAUAAGCCCUUUUUAUACGUGAAAGGCGAAAAUUAUCUUCGACAACACGGACGUUUUUUUUAAAUAAGAAACUUCCAUUUUAUGUAUAAUAGUAAACUGAUUUGAUAUUUCGUCCGUUGCAGCCUUCGGUAACGAAAGGCUGCUCAUAGAAAAAAAUUGGGCCUAGGCAAAUCGAAGCAGGUAGUAUAUGUUCAUGAAUUUUGAUCAUUAUUAAGUCUGAUUCAAAUAUUCAUUUACGUGUACAGAAAAUUUGAUACGCGCGACUCUGUAAACUGUUCAGAUUGUUGUUCGUUCACUUUAACAACGGAAACAAACCUGUUACUUUCAGUUCUACUCAAAAGCCUAAAUAAUGGAUUGACUAAGAUAGUCGAAAGGAGCUACAAAUACCUGAUUUUAAUAUGAAAAAUCACAAACCUGAUUUUGAUCAGAAAAAUUACAAAUA
Molecule: messenger RNA, 2249 nt
Organism: Hyalella azteca
Lineage: Eukaryota; Metazoa; Arthropoda; Malacostraca; Amphipoda; Hyalellidae
Product: probable uridine nucleosidase 2
Exons: 7
Coding region: 388-1443 (351 amino acids)
Molecular function (GO): hydrolase activity, hydrolyzing N-glycosyl compounds
Source: RefSeq, a predicted model, not a curated record